Molecule: messenger RNA, 603 nt
Organism: Symbiodinium natans
Lineage: Eukaryota; Dinophyceae; Suessiales; Symbiodiniaceae
Source: the annotation of a GenBank genome assembly
AUGCCGAGGUUUGUUUUAACAGCGGCUUUGCUCCUCCAGAAGGCAUGGUGUGAUGGAGACUUAUCGUGGUCCUGCGAUUGCUCUUGCCAUGACAGCAGCUACCCCAGCUACCCUUGUGGGCCGGGGUGGACAGACUUUCGUUGCAACAUGGCGAACUGCGAAGAGCGGCUGUCCUGUUUCGACGGUGGCGACGACAAUUUUGGUUGCUCCAUGUUGGGCGACCAUGCUGGUCCCUGCUGCAACGACCCAGCGCCAGAGGGAUGGCGAGGUCCUGGAAAUAUCACCGAUUGGUCAUGCGACUGCUCCUGCCACGACCAGGGAUACUUUUGUGGCCCAGGCGGGACAGACAGUCGAUGUGAUGCCGAGGGCGGUGUGUGCCGCCUUGAGUCGGCCUACUGCUAUCAAAGUUCUGGCUGCCAAGAGGAGGCUGGCCCUUGCUGUAACGGCGAUCCACCCCCAGGAUGGACGGUGUACAUGGGCAUCCUCGAGGCUUGGCAGGCCAGUCAGCCCAGUCAUCCCAUUUCGAGCGCUUGCAGAACCCGCAUAAACGCGGCUGCCGUGAGCAUCUAUCUGGCACGAAGUGCUGCUGGCUGGCUGCAUUGA